Messenger RNA from Lytechinus variegatus (green sea urchin), 1308 nucleotides. Its product is annotated as 3-oxoacyl-[acyl-carrier-protein] reductase FabG-like. Bases 93 to 908 code for a protein of 271 amino acids. The record is from RefSeq and is a predicted model, not a curated record. The transcript is spliced from 11 exons. Lineage: Eukaryota; Metazoa; Echinodermata; Echinoidea; Temnopleuroida; Toxopneustidae.
ACUGUAGUUGUUUUGUUCGCAUUCACUCACACAGUGUACCGAGAUUGUAUAGCUGAAAGCGGGUGCAGACUAGAAUAAAUUGAUACAUCAUCAUGACGUCAUCGGCUCCAGGAUUACUCGGGGAAUCGUUGAAAGGAAAAGUUGCCCUGGUCACAGGUGCUAGCUCAGGGAUAGGAGCGGAGAUUGCCCGACAUUUCGCUUCCCUUGGGUGCCGACUAGCUCUGACAGGACGAGACAUGGAAGCACUUCGAAAUGUUACUGAUGAGUGUAUACAGAGAGGGCUACACAAAGAUCAGAUUUUGAUGAUCCAAGCUGAGUUUGAAUUGGAAGAAGAUGUGACGAGAAUUUCAAAGGAGACGAUACAGAAAUUCAACCAACUUGACGUAUUGGUGAAUAACGCAGCAAUGUUUAAGCUUGACACCAUUGAGACAUUCACCUUACAAAAUUUUGAUCACAUCUUCGCUGUGAAUGUGAGGGCACCUCUUCAUCUUACCAAGAACCUUGCGCCAUAUCUGAUCAAAACGAAAGGAACUGUGGUAAAUAUAUCAAGCAUAUGUGGUCGGACGUCGAUGACCAAUAUGAUGAGCCACUCUAUGUCCCAAACAGCGAUGGAUCACAUGACACGAUGUUUAGCUGAAGAACUAGCGCCUCAUGGAGUUAGAGUCAAUGCUGUGAAUCCUGGUGCAACAGCUACUCCGAUCUUCAAAAGAACAGGAAUGACUGACGAGCAAAUAGCCAAGUUUUUUGAGAGAUGCAAGGUUCUCCAUCCCUUGGGUAGGAAUGGUUAUGUGGAUGAGGUAUCCCGACUCGUAACAUUCUUGGCAUCUAACGAUUCGUCAUUCACUACCGGAGAAACAGUUGGUGUUGAUGGAGGGCGCCAUCUCUUGAUCCGACCAGUAAACGAUUAGAAUUUAUGGAUACGCAUUGAAAUUGAGGUUGUUAUGACAGUUUAAGAUUGAGGUAAUAACGUUAUUCAUCCAAAACUAAGGACUGAAAACGUUUUCACGGUCGCCUUUAUAAUAGCCUGUUAAAAAGUUAAUGUAGCUAUAAAUAGCCUUUAAAAAUGAAAUUGAUGUAUACUUUUAGCAUUUCUUUGAAUUAUAAGAUUCCAUACUAAAUCGAUGUAUUAAGGGGCUUUCACAAUCGCUCUUGCGAUCGUUUGCGAUGAAAAAAAUUUAGUCGCAAUAUAUGUUGCACACAAUCGCUGCGGUUGUAAGCGGUCGCACCACCAAUUGUAAAAGGGGCUUUACUAAAGGGGCUUUCACAAUUGCUCGUGCGAUCGUAAUACAAUCAUUUUGGUCGCAAUAU